AAUUUUACAAUUUGUAAACAAACCAAGAAUAAAUAUCAGCACAAUGUCGAUAUGCUGCAGAACUUGCGCAGAACCGAUUUUUCACUUGAAUCCCAGGAAUCUUUUUAAAGAAGAAAAUGAAGAUAUUCGGCAAAACAUUCAAGCAAUUACUGGGAUUAGGCUGUCCUAUGAUCCUUUAAUGCCUACCCAUAUAUGUUCCUGUUGUUAUUUGGACUUAGAUCACGCAAUCGCCUUUCGGGAACGAUGUUUGGAAGCUAACAAACAGCUAAUAAGCGUGAAGCAAGACGAAAUGGAAGCUAGCAAAAAUGUUCCAGUUGACUCUCAGCAUAUUGAUCCAUUGGAUAACCGCGCAAAAGGUGCGAUUAAAUUAAAAAAUAGACUUGUAAACAGUUCAGGAUAUAAGGAAGAAUUGUCAAGAAAUGAAUGCAAACAGAACAACGAAGAAGGACGAAGAGUUCUAAGCCCACGCCAUGGUUCGCCUCGAGUGCGACUCAUGCGUUGUCGAAAUCCAAAUAACGGACGUCAGAUAAUAAAUCGUUCCACCAUAUUGGUGAAGAACAGCUCCCCAAAAAUCGCCUUACAAUCUAUUGCAACGCCACAUACAUCAUCUGAUGAUUUGACACAUGCGGUAGUUAGGCCAACUGCGUCCAUUGCACAUAGCCCGACAAAAAGAUUCAGAUCAGGCCAAGUUAAAAAAUAUCCACUAGCGUCGCGGAAUGAUAAAGCAACAAAGGUUAGGGGAAAAAAGCCAAAAGUAAUGUCGCUCGAGAAGAAAUAUGUGUGUGAGCACUGCGGGUGGUCCUUCCGCGAUUUGAGUAACAUGAAGGACCAUGCACUGCGACACUCUGGAGUUAAAAAGUUUCAGUGUGAAGAAUGCUGCCAUAAGUUUUUUACCCGUCCCCUAUUAAUGCUUCAUAUACGUGUGCAUCACAAGGGUGAAAAGCCAUUUGUAUGCAAAUAUUGCGGAAUGGCUUUCCGCAACAGUCCCAGUCGUUGCCGACAUGAACGAAAAUAUCAUCCAAACGAAUUGCCUUUCGAAUGUGACAUUUGCGACAGUACUUUCAUAAGCAAAAUUAGUCUGGAUAAGCACAAGGAAGUGCAUGUCAAGGGAGAAACCACUCAUCGAUGUGAAACAUGCAACAAGAAUUUUAAGGGAUCCACUUAUUUAAAAAAUCAUUAUCUUACAAAAUUGCAUCAAAGGCGAAUGGCUCAGUUUGGCAGAAGUGAUUCUUGUGAUGCUGAAAUGAGAGAAGUCAGCGAUGAAGAUAUAGGCUUUGACCUUCCCGAUUCUAUUAUUGAGGAAGUCGACGAACCUGACCUAAAGGUUGCAGAUGACAAUGAAGGGCAAACUUCAGGGACUAAAACACUAGGCAGCUCAAGCAAAUGUACAGAGAAUUACAAUAAUUCAAAGACCGAGAGCAAUGAAUUCAGUGACUUUGAAGAAACAGAAUUGUUUCAAGAAGUAGCGCCUAGUUCACCUGUUGUAUCCUCUGCCCUUCCAUCUCAGGCAGCACAGAAUAAGGAUAGGAUGGCUGCCAAAAGACAGUAUAGGAAGAAUAAAGACAGCAAUGUAAAACCACCGGCAAAUCCGAAAAUUUUCAUCUGUGACCUAUGCGGGCAUCAAUCUUCAAGUCCCAAAAACUUGGAUAUUCACAUACUGCGUCACAAGGGCGAAAAAAACUUUGAAUGUGCCGAAUGUGGCAUUAAGCACUACUCGAAAUAUCUAUUACAAUUACACAUUCGGGUGAAACACCAAGGCGAGAUGCCGUAUCUCUGCAAAUUUUGCGAUCAACGCUUCUAUUCCGCCAGCACGCGUCAACGCCACGAACAACAAGCGUCAAGCACCAACACAACAUCAAUUACUAAUUCGGCUCAUCAUCGACGCUCAGAAACAGAAUAUGAUAAGAGUAUUAAUUCUACUAGACUGCGCAAGGCAUCGGCAGUGGCGAACCGCGAUUGUAUUGAGAUGGACGAAACACGGCUAUCGGUAACAGAAGAUUCUGAUAGCGCCAUGUCGGAUAGGUCUAGAAAUCAAGUAAAGCGUAAUGUGAAGCAGCGGGGAGCUAGCAAGACCUACGUAUGCGAUCAAUGUGGAAGAUGCUUUACAGACGCCAGCAAUCUUAAAGUACAUAUCUUGAGGCAUACAGGCGUAAAGAACUUUGAAUGCCCAGAAUGUGACACAAAGUACUUUACACGACAUCUCUUGAAUUUGCAUAUACGCGUUAGACAUCAAGGAGAGAUGCCAUACGCAUGCAAAUAUUGUGACCAGCGCUUCUAUACAAGCACCACACGUUGUCGGCAUGAACGUGUAAAGCAUACGAGGAAAUUGGCAUAUACUUGCCGACUAUGCGGAAAAACAUAUAUGACAAAAUCAUGUUUAAAUAAACACGAGUUCCUUCACACAGGCGAGCGACCAUAUCGGUGUGAAAUAUGCAAUGUUGGUUUUCCUAGAAAAACUAAUUUGAAAAUUCAUUAUCGUUCAAAGCAACAUCAAACAAAUGCGGCAAAUGCGGUUCUAGAUGAUGCCAGCUCAGAUGGAGAAACUGAAACUGAUUCAAUUAGUAAAGACUUCGAUGUUUAA
This is a messenger RNA of Drosophila navojoa, 2581 nucleotides long. RefSeq lists its product as uncharacterized. Gene Ontology annotation, biological process: regulation of transcription by RNA polymerase II. Gene Ontology annotation, cellular component: nucleus. Gene Ontology annotation, molecular function: RNA polymerase II cis-regulatory region sequence-specific DNA binding; DNA-binding transcription factor activity, RNA polymerase II-specific; zinc ion binding. NCBI's taxonomy places the organism in Eukaryota, Metazoa, Arthropoda, Insecta, Diptera, Drosophilidae. The record is from RefSeq and is a predicted model, not a curated record.